AUGGUACCAUCCCAAGCCCCAAGGACGGAUCACCUCGACGGCACUGGGUACCUCUUCGGCUACCCCAUCGCCCACUCCAUGUCCCCGCUCUUGCAUCAAACCAUCUUCACAGGUCUGGGCCUCAACCGAGACUAUUUCCUUCUAUCCUCGCUGGACAUGGCGCACUUCCUAUCACUAGUGCGGGAUCCGAAAUGUUAUGGAUCGGGAGUUACAAUGCCGCACAAAGUGGCCAUAAUACCAGAGCUGGACGCCAUCACUCCCGAAGCUGAAGCCGUGGGCGCUUGCAAUACCAUCUUCAAACGAGGCUCUCAGCUCAUCGGCACAAAUACCGACAUCAUCGGCAUUCGCGAGAGCUUCUUCCAGAACGUAUCAGACAGCGUCUGGAGUGGUCGACCAGGUCUAGUAAUUGGCGGCGGCGGUGCAGCAAGAUCUGCAGUGUACGCCCUUGUCAAGUACAUGAAUUGCAAGACGGUCUACCUCGUGAAUCGCGAGCGCCGGGAAGUCGAAGCCGUCAUGGAAUGGUGCACAGCUCAUGGCUAUGGUGACGGCCUCAUUCACGUCGAGACAGUCUCGCAGGCCGAGCAACUCGAAGGGCCUGGCGCGAUCGUUGCAUGCGUCCCCAACUUCCCACCCAAGACUGAGUCGGAGUGGACUGCUCGUCGGAUAACAGAAUGCUUCCUGGCAAAGCCGCACAAAGGCGCAAUCCUGGAGAUGUGCUACCAUCCAACACCGUGGACGGAGAUUGGUGCUCUUGCUGAGAAGGCCGGCUGGCAGGUCAUUCUGGGCACGGAAGCGAUGAUCUACCAGGGCUUCGAGCAAGCCAGAUAUUGGACGGGUAAAGAGCAUGCCGAACUGCCAACCGAGGCUGUCAAGGAGGCGGUGGCUAGGGAAUUGAACCGAGCACGACUAUGA
Neohortaea acidophila is the source of this 912-nucleotide messenger RNA. RefSeq names its product shikimate/quinate 5-dehydrogenase. The record is from RefSeq and is a predicted model, not a curated record. Gene Ontology annotation, biological process: chorismate biosynthetic process; shikimate metabolic process. Gene Ontology annotation, molecular function: shikimate 3-dehydrogenase (NADP+) activity. Lineage: Eukaryota; Fungi; Ascomycota; Dothideomycetes; Mycosphaerellales; Teratosphaeriaceae. The coding region runs from base 1 to 912 and encodes 303 amino acids. The transcript has 2 exons.